UCGCUGAGCCCUUUUCUGCAAAAACACGCAGCCUCCCUCUUCUCCCCAAUCUAGCCCGUGACCUCCUCGCCGGGGCUACUUCUCCAUCGCCAUCGACCUCGACCUCGCCGCCUCCUCCUCCUCCUCCUCCCCGUGCGAACUCCGGGCUCGUGCCGAGGGGGUGGACGCGCCGGUGGUGAGAGCGGACGCGGUGCGGUGGGCCAUGGCGGUGGGGUGGCGGCCGGCGAUGCUGGUGGUGGUGGUGGCGGUGGCGGCGUGGCGCGGGGAGGCGCUGUCGGUGACGGUGACCGACACGGAGUGCAUCCACGAGUUCGUGCCCUACGAGGGGGACACCGUGUCGGGGAACUUCGUCGUCGUCGACCACGACAUCUUCUGGAGCUCCGACCACCCCGGCAUCGACCUCACGGUAACUUCACCAGGUGGCAACACUGUGUAUACAUUGAAGGGGAAGUCUGGUGACAAAUUUGAAUUUAAAGCUCCAAGGGGUGGAAUGUACAAGUUCUGCUUCCAUAAUCCAUAUGGAGCACCUGAAACCGUUUCUUUCUACAUUCAUGUUGGGCACAUACCCAACGAGCACAAUCUGGCAAAAGAUGAGCACUUGGACCCUAUCAAUGUGAAAAUAGCGGAGCUGAAGGAAGCAUUAGAAUCUGUCACUGCUGAGCAGAAAUACCUUAAAGCCCGUGAAGCUCGUCACCGACACACAAAUGAGAGCACAAGAAGGCGUGUCAUGUUCUACACAAUAGCGGAGUACCUAGCUUUCAUGGGUGCAAGCGCUUUGCAAGUUGUUUACAUCCGUCGCCUAUUCAGCAAAAACGUGGCAUACAACAGGGUGUAGAACAGAGUCUACUUCAAGGCAGCAGAAAAUGGUUGGAGCAGGAAAAAAAUAUUUCCAACAUAUUGUGUUAGCUUUUGCAGCCAUUUUUUUUGGGUUUAGUCUAAAACGUGGCACUUUUAAAUUUAUUGCCUUGUACUUUAGAACUUCAGUGAGAUAUGAAGCACAUUUGUUGCUGAACAAGUGAACACAGAUCCGUAACUAAUCUUCAAAGGGUUGAUGUCUCAAAGCACCACUUGUGUUAUUGUGUUAAUAUGACUUAUGAGGGUCUUCGUUCUGAUAUAAAUUGAUCAAAUUUUAUCCUGGUC
This is a messenger RNA of Oryza sativa Japonica Group (Japanese rice), 1140 nucleotides long. RefSeq names its product transmembrane emp24 domain-containing protein p24beta3. Lineage: Eukaryota; Viridiplantae; Streptophyta; Magnoliopsida; Poales; Poaceae. Gene Ontology annotation, cellular component: Golgi apparatus; COPII-coated ER to Golgi transport vesicle; endoplasmic reticulum-Golgi intermediate compartment. The record is from RefSeq and is a predicted model, not a curated record. Gene Ontology annotation, biological process: Golgi organization; intracellular protein transport; endoplasmic reticulum to Golgi vesicle-mediated transport.